UUCUGAGCUUACCGCCAUCUUGAAUCUGGCUGGUUUCAGUGAAUGAGAAGGGGGAAAAGGAACGAAGAGGAAUCGGAAGCUAAUAUCGCCAAGGAGAUACGUGACAGCUGCAGCGUUAGAACAAGUGUUCUCCUAAAAUAAGAGAGAACACGACCUGUCUGAGCGUCAUUUACAUCACCGACUGUACGUUUUGUUCUGUUUUUUCGGUCUUUUGGAUCGAGAGCAGCGAAGUUGUUUCGAGAGAGGAGUUUGUUGUAUUUGAAUCAGACUUGACACCCCAGCCGAAACCAGCUGCAACAGGACGUUCCUGUACUACUGGAGGAAGCCUACACACAUCACCUGUGUGCCACCCAGUGUCCAUCUAGACCCCACCAACCUUAGUGGACGUCCCGCACUAAUCGGUGCCCAACCUGCGUUAGAGGAAACUCGACAGGAUCGGGAUGAAAACAAACAACAGUUAUGGAACGGCGUGAAAACAAGUGAAUCCCCUAAUUGUGCAUUUCCUGACUGGACUGGAAGGUCGUGGCACGAGAUGCUAGAACGGUCAGGGGCGCGGAUGACGCUCUGCCCAUGCACGGUGUCACCGAGCCGCAGCCGUAUCCGACUUGCCAUCUUUCAGAUUUUCCUGUGCGAGGCAUGCCUGGAAGUCAUUUAAGCCAAAACAGCAGCAGCAGUAGUAUUGUCACCGGAGUGCGCAAAAACACAAUCGAGCUGCUAUACUUAUGUUUGCUUUUUGUUGAAAGUUAAUAUGAUGCUUUAAACUUCAGUGGUGGGAAGCAACAAGCGCCUUUAUUUUCUGGCAAGGCAUCUUUUAUCCAGCUACAGCACUUCUGGGAUCUUAUUCAUGCGCGUAUUCCCUUUGAAAAGGUGCACAGGACGGCACAAGUCAAUUCGACUACACGUGUCUUCAGAGUUCGGUUUUGUCGUCAAAGCAGACUUUUGCUUCCAGUAUACAAUAUUUGGGAUUUUGCCAACAUUCAUUUUUUAAAACAUAUAUGUAUAUUUGAGCUUGCCGGAUUCCUUUAAAUAACAGAUGCGUGCAGCACGCGUAACAUAAAUCAAUACGUGCUUGCAGCAGCUGUACACCCGAUCCUCUGGGGUUAUACAUUUGGGAUUUUUAAAAAUUGUAAAUCGGGAAUUACCGUCUUUAAAAUGGGAGCAGCUACGAAACUAGCAUUUGCCGUUUUCCUUAUCUCCUGUUCCUCAGGUGCAAUCCUUGGCCGUUCAGAAACACAGGAGUGCAUUUUCUACAAUGCCAACUGGGAGAAGGACAGAACAAAUCGCAGUGGCAUUGAACCUUGUUAUGGUGAGAAAGAUAAAAGAAGGCACUGUUUUGCUACGUGGAAGAACAUUUCAGGAUCUGUUGAAAUUGUUAAGCAAGGUUGCUGGCUAGAUGACAUCAACUGCUAUGAUAGAAAUGACUGUGUGGAAAAGAAAGAGAGUCCUGAUGUUUUCUUCUGCUGCUGUGAAGGCAACAUGUGUAAUGAGAAGUUUUUUUAUACUCCUGAAACUGUGGGAAUACAGCGCUCCUAUUCCCCUCUGCCUUCUGGGCACCUCUCAACUCUUCACACGGCCACAUCUAAUCCUGUUACACCAAAUACUCUAUUAUUUCACAUAUUACUUUAUUCCCUUGUGCCGAUUAUGGGGAUAGCUGUCAUCAUCCUGUUUUCAUUUUGGAUGUACAGACACCACAAGCUUGCAUAUCCUCCUGUUUUGGUACCCACACAACACGCCUUUCAUAUAAUGAUAGAGGAUCCUGGGCCCCCGCCACCAUCUCCAUUACUUGGCCAGAAGCCAUUACAGUUACUGGAGCUCAAAGCUAGAGGUCGCUUUGGUUGUGUUUGGAAGGCACAACUUUUAAAUGAAUAUGUGGCUGUCAAAGUAUUUCCAAUUCAGAAUAAACAGUCAUGGCAGAAUGAAUAUGAAAUCUACAGUUUGUCUGGAAUGAAACAUGACAACAUCCUCCAAUUCAUUGGUGCAGAAAAACGAGGAACUAAUCUAGACGUGGAGCUCUGGUUGAUAACAGCUUUUCAUGAUAAGGGUUCACUCACUGAUUAUCUUAAAGCAAAUGUGGUUAGCUGGAAUGAGCUGUGCCACAUAGCUCAGACCAUGGCCAGGGGACUGGCCUACCUUCAUGAAGAUAUCCCAGGAUUGAAAGACGGUCACAAACCAGCUGUAGCUCACAGGGAUAUUAAAAGCAAGAAUAUACUUCUGAAAUCCAACCUGACGGCAUGUAUAGCGGACUUUGGAUUGGCUCUAAAGUUUGAAGCUGGAAAAUCAGCAGGGGAUACUCAUGGUCAAGUUGGCACAAGGCGGUAUAUGGCACCAGAGGUACUUGAAGGUGCUAUUAAUUUUCAAAGGGAUGCCUUCCUUAGGAUAGACAUGUAUGCACUGGGAUUGGUAUUGUGGGAGCUUGCAGCACGAUGUACAGCAGCUGAUGGUCCAGUUGAUGAGUACAUGCUGCCAUUUGAAGAGGAAGUUGGGCAGCAUCCAUCAUUGGAGGAUAUGCAAGAAAUUGUGGUUCAUAAAAAAAUUAGACCAGUUUUAAGAGAAUGUUGGCAAAAGCAUGCGGGCCUGGCAAUGUUGUGUGAAACCAUAGAAGAAUGCUGGGAUCAUGAAGCCGAAGCCCGGCUGUCAGCAGGUUGUGUGGAAGAAAGGAUUAUUCAGAUGCAAAGACUGACAAACACCAUCACAUCUGAGGACAUUGUUACAGUAGUCACUAUGGUGACAAACGUAGACUUUCCACCAAAAGAAUCCAGUCUAUGAUGGUUCAGCUUCUCAAGAGAGAAAUACGCAUUGACCAGUCAGACUCUACCCAGGAGCUGCUUAGACUGUGUGAGCUGGUUACCAUUCUGACCACUGCAUCAGAACAGUACAGCAGCCAACAAAUACUUUGAAGCAACAGGACGGGUCCCAUUUCUACUAUGCAUUGACUUCGGGAAUACAGGGGAAAAACGAGACGACAAUGAGUGAUGGAGGAUGAAUUCCUGAUUGUUGACAAGCUGAUUGCAAGAAGGGGGAAAACAAAAAAAAAAAUCAGCCGGCAGAUUUUUUUUUCUUUUGUUUUGUUUUUUUUAAACAAAGAGAGUGGAUAUACAGUAUAUGUAAGCAUCGUCAUACAUUGGAAAAGGACUUUGUAAUUUAAGGCUAUUAAAAUGUCAGGUAUAUAUAUUUUUUUUAUACCUGACUGAAAAACUAAAAAAGAAAAAAAUAUGAAAUAAGACUUCCCAGAAAAGACAAUUGAUAGUUUUUUAAGAAAAGAAAAAACUGAAAACAAAAAUAACAGUUCAUUUCAUUUCAGUAUAAAAAAAAAAAAAAAAAAAAGGGCAACUUGUUUUUAAUGCAUUUGCUGUUUUGUGUUUAUAUGAUUGACUAUUGUAAUGCCAAUAUGAAACAGCUUGUGAAUGUUUAGUGUGCUGCUGCUGCUGUACGUAUAUCAACUACAAUGGUAAUCAAGGUUAUGUGGUGGGAUUCGCUUCCAAGCAUUACUUCUAAAUAACCAUGAACCUCCCUCAACAAGGUAUACCUCAGUUCCACAUCGACGGAAUAUUGAUUUUAUGUUAACACUAAAACAAUUGGAAAACAUCAGUGGAUCUCUGCUUGGUAUUUACACUUAAAUUAAGUGGAUAAACACACUAUGGAAGAGCAAAGUGCUCGCUCUGUCUAUGCCAACAGAAAACGGCCAUUCAUGAAAACAGUGUUUCUGCUCAUUAUUGUUUAAGCUUCUCUCUCUUAUUUGACCUGCUUUUUUUAAUGAUUAUUUUUUUUUAUAAUAUUUUAAAUUACUUUGUAUUGUUGUUUUUAGAAAAAAAGCUUGAUAAUCUAUACCAUUACCCAACGUAUUUAAUUUAAAAUAAGAUUUGAAAGCACUUCCCCAUUUUAGGUUUGCUGUGUAAAUCAGGAAUAAGGUUAUGCGCAUGACUUUUUGAUUUUAUUCCCUUGUAAACUGACACUGGUAUUCCCAAGCGGAAUUUUGUGUGUUUUUUUUUUUUUUGUUUCUUUGUUUGUUUAAGUUUUGUAAGACUGUAAUUUAGUGUUUUUAUGCCAAUCGCUUUUCCCCACCGCAUGAUUUUUGUGUUGCUUUUCUGUACCUGUUACUUGACGCCCAGUCCAAGCUCUGCUGGUUUCACUGUAUCAGAUACGCCUCAGGAAUCUUUACUUUCUCAACCCCCUCUCUCUGCUUUGAGCCACAAGUCAAGAUCAUUUUGGUGCCAUCAUUUACAAUAAAUGUUCAAAAAUCGGGGUGUGGAUUCGGCCCCGGUGUUAGGAUGUAAGCCACAUUAAAUUUCAAACCAGGGGACAAACACGUACUGAAUGUCGUUGUAUGUGUUUCAAGAUUA
Messenger RNA from Erpetoichthys calabaricus (reedfish), 4340 nucleotides. RefSeq names its product activin receptor type-2A. Gene Ontology annotation, cellular component: plasma membrane; activin receptor complex. Gene Ontology annotation, biological process: cellular response to growth factor stimulus; protein phosphorylation; activin receptor signaling pathway. The record is from RefSeq and is a predicted model, not a curated record. Gene Ontology annotation, molecular function: activin receptor activity; ATP binding; activin binding. Lineage: Eukaryota; Metazoa; Chordata; Cladistia; Polypteriformes; Polypteridae. The transcript has 13 exons. Bases 1153 to 2766 code for a protein of 537 amino acids.